UCCAGCAAAAAAUAAUACCGGAACAGUAUUUUGUCAUAUUUACCAUUCACAAGACUUUAAAUUUAUAUCAAACUCCCAAAAUUAUGAAUAAAUAUGUGUACAAAAAUAUUUUAAUCUAAAACCGAAAGCCUUAUCCGUGUAUGUCAUGCUCUAUAGUAGCAUUAUUAAAGUGAAUACAUUUUCCGGACAGUGAAUUCGGAUAAACAUUGAUUUUGACUGAACGAAACUAAAUCAACUAAUUCUAGAUAUCAUCAUGAUGAAACCAUCUUUCACAACUGUUUUAGCAGGGCUUUUUAUUUCAUACAUGGCCUAUUCAAUGUAUACCAUUGCUCUGAUAUUUUUUCCUACACAUUGUAAAGAAACAGGAAAGAAAGUCAUGUGUCUUCAACCUUACACGCUAAAGAAGUCCGAUUUUGAGAUGUCACUUUACACAUCAACAAAAGCUGCACCUCUGAAUGACUUGCAACUUAUUUGGAAAUACUCAAAUUUCUCCCUCCUUGUGACGGAAGAGAAAGAACUCAAUGUCACCAUUCCAAGACAGACUCGUCGCAAUGGAACUAUGUUCCUCCACGCCUUUCUGUACCCAAAGAAACACGACCCAUUCAGCAGCAAGUAUGUGUCCUACAUCCAGGUGCCAAUUACAACCUACAUGAUUCCACAGUCAUCUGUUUUUAACCUGCUACGAGAUGAUGCCAAAGACAUCAAAAUGCCAUCACUGACAAAAAACCAGGGCUCCCCCGUGACUCAUUGGAGGUCAAAGGUCACAGUUAGUGUGAUGGAGGAUCAGAUAGCAUUUGACCGGAUGGCCGUGCCCACUGAAGUAAUGAAAUACCUCAGAUUGACUCCAAACGGCGAAUAUCUUCCUAUUGUCUUCAUAGAUGAGCUUGGAUUUAGAACCAAGGACCUGGUGCUGGUAAACAAAACUGUUGACAUCCUGUCACUGACGGUGACUUAUACUCCAAUCUCCGUCGGCAAGCUGCGAAUGUGGACCAACAUGUUGGAAUCUAUCAAAACACUUCAUAGUUUAGGUUUUACUGAGAAGGACACAGACGAGAUUAAGGGGAUUUUUUCAGACACAAAUUUCUAUUUUCUUAUGAUGACCUUUGCAGUAGCAGCCUUACAUCUACUAUUUGAUUUCCUUGCCUUCAAAAAUGACAUAAGUUACUGGCGUAACAGAGAUACAAUGGUGGGGCUGUCUACAAGAGCUGUCGUAUGGCGGUGUGUGUCACAGAGCAUUAUCUUCCUCUACCUACUUGAUGAGGAAACCAGUCUAUUAGUACUCAUACCUGCUGGAAUUAGCACCAUUAUAGAGGCAUGGAAGGUAACGAAAGCCUUUAAAGUAUCAAUCGCUUGGAACGGAUAUAUUCCCAAGAUAAGUCUUGGCACUAGUUCUGCCAAGGAGUUAGAAACAGCUGAGUUUGAUUCGCAGGCGAUGAAAUAUCUAUCAUACGUGCUAUACCCACUGUGUAUUGGCGGGGCCGGAUACUCGCUGAUGUAUGUGCAACACAAGAGCUGGUUCUCUUGGGUUAUCCAGAGCCUUGUCAAUGGUGUUUAUGCUCUUGGGUUUCUGUUCAUGCUGCCGCAGCUGUUCGUUAAUUACAAGUUGAAAUCUGUGGCCCAUUUACCAUGGAGAGCUUUUAUGUACAAGGCGUUCAACACAUUCAUCGAUGACAUAUUUGCAUUUAUCAUCACCAUGCCGACUGCUCACAGACUGGCCUGCUUCAGGGAUGAUCUGGUUUUCAUGGUCUACCUCUAUCAAAGAUGGUUAUAUCCAGUUGACAAGGCGAGAGUCAACGAGUAUGGGCAGUCGUUUGACGAUGCUGUCAUAGAAAAACAGAAGAAGGAGUAGAACUCAGGAAUAUGAGUAGAUAAUUAAGGGCUGUCGCAUAAUACUUGUAUGCAUUCUAGGCAUUAACAUACAGUUGAACCUCAUUGGCUCGAACUCCCAGGGACCCGCGGAAAUACCUUGAGCCUCGAAAAAUUCAAGCCAAGCGGGAAUGCUUACCUUCAGGUUAAAGAAAUCGGUCCUUUAAAUCCAGUUCGACCCAACGAGGAAUUCGAGCCAAGAGAGUUUGAACCAAGGGGUUUCGACUGUAAAGGAUUAUUAGCUUAAAUGGCAUGCUAUUUUAUCAACUGUAAUUGUAAGUUGUUCUAGACGUUUACACAAUUGGAUGUUGGUUUAAAUUUUAAUGGCAUGACAUUUUAUUGAAUGUAAUUGUAAGCUGUUCUAGAUGUUUAAACAAAUAGAUGUUGGUUUAAAUUUUAAUGGCAUGACAUUUUAUCGAAUGUAAUUGUAAGCUGUUCUAUAUCUACACAAUGGUAUUAGCUUAAAUUUAAAUGGCGUGUCAUUUCAUCUGCUAUUCUGGAUAUUUACACAAAUGGAUAUAUUGGUUUAAAUUUUAAUGAUUUUUUUUUUUAUGUUGUGUAAUUUCAUCUGCUGUUAAUGUUUGCUGUUCUAGAUGUUUACAUACAUGGAUAGUAGAUGUUUACAUACAUGUAUAGUAGAUGUUUACAUACAUGGAUAGUAGAUGUUUACAUACAUGGAUAGUAGAUGUUUACAUACAUGGAUAGUAGAUGUUUACAUACAUGGAUAGUAGAUGUUUACAUACAUGGAUAGUAGAUUUGUUAUAAAUGAUGUGUCAUUUAAUCGAAUGGCAAUGUUUGUUGUUUUUGACAUUUUCAUAAACGGAAACUAGUUCAAAAUAAAUGGAUAUUAGUUUUAAUUUCAAUGUCAUGUCUUUUUUAUCUACUUUCAAUGUUAUCUGUUCUAGACAUUAAGAUGAGUGUAUAUUAGUUUGGAAAUAAGUUUAAAUGAAAUGGAUAUAAGGUUAAAUUUUAAUGGCCAGUCAUUUCAUCUGCUGACAAUGUUUGCUGUUAAAGGCAAUUACAGAUUUAGACAUUAGUUGAAAUCUAAAUUGUGUGUCAUUUUUUUCUAAUGUCUAUCUCUAAUGUUCUUGACAUUUACGCAAAUGGAUAUUAGUUUAAAUUAUAUGGAUAUUAGUUUAAAUUAUAUGGAUAUUAGCUUAAAUUAUAUGGAUAUUAGCUUAAAUUAUAUAGAUAUUAGCUUAAAAUAUAUGGAUAUAAGGUUAAAAUGGUAUGUCAUGAAUGGUAUGUCAUUAUCUACUGGUAAUACUUUCUGUUCUAGACAUUAACGCAAAAUGGAUAUUGGUUUAAAUGUGAAUGGUAUGUCAUUAUUUGCUGUCAUUGAUUGCUGUUUCAGACAUUUGAAUUUAUUUUUAUGUGAAUUUUUUAUGCACUGUAACUCCAUUUUCUUUUGGUAUCAUUUGCUAUGGUUUUGUGUCCAGGAAAAGAAAAACUACUGAAAUAUUAUUAUAUCAUAUUCUUUGGAGUAAAUUUAUUGCAAAAUAUGUGUUUUAAUAUACAUCUGAUUUCAGUAGAAUUAAAAGAGUAAUAUACAAUUUUUGAUAACAAAUAUGUAUUAUGUAUGUAUAAUAAUCAUACCCUAGAAAAUUGAUGUUUGAAGGGGGUUUAUUGGAGUCACCCUGUGGGCGGUCGUUUCGUUGUAAUGUUCUUUGUCCAAAGGAUCACAUGAGACAUAGUGGAUGGAAUUUAAACUUCAAAAAAUGGUAAAGCACAAUUACAGGAAUUCCGGUGCACAUGAAGAUCCAUAUCAGGAUUUCAUCUAAUGACAGAGUUAUUGCCCUUUGAUACUCAAUGGAUUUUAAUUAAACAACAAACUUUGGUCAGGCAUGAUGAGUGAAAAUGCAGUGUACAAUAAGCUCAGAGAUAUGGCCUCUUCUCAAAGAAAUAGUUUGCCAUUCCUGUGUUCAGGCAGCAUUUGGGGGUAUUUGUCACAUCUGUGACAGUUCUAGUUUAUUUUAACUUAUACAAAAUUAUAUUGGAUCACUGGGCAUCAAAAUUAAGCAUUAUUGUUAAUGGAGCUAUCAGGGAAUUGGCUUAUUUGUUGGUCAGAAUCAUUAAUGGAAUUGUUUGUUCUCUGUGCUUAUCAUAUCCCUGUUUUAAUUAGAUGAACUACAGUUACAUGUAUGUGUUUGAUACCAAAUUUGAUUAUUUGUGAAGUGUUUAAGUAUAUGAAAUGGGCAUUUUUUGCCAUAUUGAUAUGUAUUUAAAACCUAAUUCUUCAGCAAUUUACUAAAGACAAAGUUUAUUUGAAUUUGAAAUUUGAAUUGAAUUUAAAGCACUUACUUAAUAUUUAACUCCAUGUAUUGAUCAUAGAAUAUUCUGCCAUUGUAUGUUGUCAUGUUGUCCAUCUUUGACAAUCACUGCUUACAUUAGUGGCAGACCCUAGCUUACCAUGCCAUAAGACCCUCCUAACUGGCUUUGCCCCAGACCCCCUAGCUGGCUAUGCCCCAAGACACCCUUGCUGGCCAUACCCCUAGAGCGCCUAGCUGGCCAUGCCCCAACCCCCCUAACUGACCAUACCCCAGAUCCCUCAAGCUGGCCAUGCCCCAAGACACCCUAGUUGGCCAUGCCCCUGACAUCACUAACUGACCAUGCACUCAGAGGCCUCCUAGCUGGCCAUGCGCCCAGACCAACCUAGCUCACCAUGCCCCAAGACCCCCUAGCUGGCCAUGCCCCAAGACCCUCUAACUGGCCAUGCCGCAAGACCCCCUAGCUGGCCAUUCCCCUAGAGCCCAUAGCUGGUCAUGCCCCAACCCCCCUAACUGACCAUACCCCAGAUCCCUCAAGCUGGCUAUGCCCCAAGACACCCUAGUUGGCCAUGCCCCUGACAUCACUAGCUCACCAUGCCCCAAGACCCCCUAGCUGGCCAUGCGCACAGACCCUCUAACUGGCCAUGCCGCAAGACCCCCUAGCUGGCCAUGCCCCAAGACCCUCUAAUUGGCCAUGCCGCAAGACCCUCUAGCUGGCCAUGCCCCAAGACCCUCUAAUUGGCCAUGCCCCAAGACCCUCUAAUUGGCCAUGCCCCAAGACCCUCUAAUUGGCCAUGCCGCAAGACCCUCUAGCUGGCCAUGCCCCAAGACCCUCUAAUUGGCCAUGCCCCAAGACCCUCUAAUUGGCCAUGCCGCAAGACCCUCUAGCUGGCCAUGCCCCAAGACCCUCUAGCUGGCCAUGCCGCAAGACCCCCUAAUUGGCCAUGCCGCAAGACCCUCUAGCUGGCCAUGCCCCAAGACCCUCUAAUUGGCCAUGCCCCAAGACCCUCUAGCUGGCCAUGCCGCAAGACCCCCUAAUUGGCCAUGCCGCAAGACCCUCUAGCUGGCCAUGCCCCAAGACCCUCUAAUUGGCCAUGCCCCAAGACCCUCUAAUUGGCCAUGCCGCAAGACCCUCUAGCUGGCCAUGCCCCAAGACCCUCUAACUGGCCAUGCCCCAAGACCCCCUAGCUGGCCAUGCCGCAAGACCCUCUAGCUGGCCAUGCCCCAAGACCCUCUAACUGGCCAUGCCCCAAGACCCCCUAGCUGGCCAUGCCCCAAGACCCUCUAACUGGCCAUGCCGCAAGACCCCCUAGCUGGCCAUGCCUCAAGACCCCCUAGCUGGCCAUGCCCCAAGACCCCCUAGCUGGCCAUGCCCCAAGACCCCCUAGCUGGCCAUGCCGCAAGACCCCCUAGCUGGCCAUGCCUCAAGACCCUCUAACUGGCCAUGCCCCAAGACCCCCUAGCUGGCCAUGCCCCAAGACCCUCUAACUGGCCAUGCCGCAAGACCCCCUAGCUGGCCAUGCCCCAAGACCCCCUAGCUGGCCAUGCCCCAAGAGCCCAUAGCUGGCCAUGCCGCAAGACCCUCUAGCUGGCCAUGCCCCAAGACCCUCUAGCUGGCCAUGCCCCAAGACCCCCUAGCUGGCCAUGCCCCAAGACCCUCUAGCUGGCCAUUCCCCUAGAGCCCAUAGCUGGCCAUGCCCCAACCCCCCUAACUGGCCAGUUACUUUAAGUCUUAGGCCAGUUAUUUUUUUUUCAAAGCCAGCACUUAACACUUAACACACAUUUAUUUGCUUCAAAGGGGUAAUUAAUGAAUCCUACCAGCCCUACUUUUUAAAAGUAUGCUCCUACUUUUAUGCCUACCUUUUUGUUAUUUGUCACUUGAAAGCCUGCAGGUUCAUGUUGAUUGCCCUUCCCCCUCUAUGCUUUACAAUUUGUUAACUUUGCAUUGUUGAUUGUUUAUUUUACUUCCUUUCACCCUAGGGACUUAUUCAUAAAGCAUCUUAGUGAAUAUGAUCAUUGAAAUAAAAACAAUGCUUUUAUGCUACUUUGAUUCGAAGUAGAAUUUAAAUAAAAUUGACCAAAAAUUUACUCGAAAAGUUUUAAAAUAAGCAAAAAAAAGGUUUGUAUUAUAAAAGCAUAUAAAAAAUAUGAUGAAAGGUAGAGGUAUUAAAAAUAUAAAAUGUUAAAAUUGUGAAAAAAAAUCACUUUGAAUUUGUUCACUAACAAUCUGUAUGAAUACUGCCUCUGUGGCUUUUUUUGCAAUGAUAACAAUGUGCUUUAAUUAUUGUUGAAAUGAAUUUGGAUUUAUAGAUUGUUUUAUAAAACUUUUUUAAGUUUGAAGUGAUACAUGUAUAUUUUCUAUGAAAUACAUGUGUAACCAGAAAUACAUGGUUGGUCUCAAAAUUGCAUGUUUAACUUAAAGUAUGGUUAACCUUAAAUGCAUAGAAAUCCAAAAAAAAUGUGGUUCACUAAAAAUGCAUGUUGAACCAAAAUUUCAUGGUUAAUAUAUGGCUAACCAAAAUUAUAUGGUUAACCAAAAAUGUGGUUAACCAUAAGGACAUGGUUAAUAAAAUUGCAUGGCAAACCAAAACCAAUCGUACAUAUUUAACCAAAGAUGCAUGUUUUAACCAAAGAUGCAUGGUUAACCAGAAGUAAAAGUACAUGUUUAACCAAAAAUUCAUGGAUAACCAAAAAUAAAUGUUCAAAAAUGUUUUCCUUUUCUCUAUUGUAAUUAAUAUUAUACAGUAGCAAAAAUUAUUGUUUUUAUGUCUUUGUGUGUCAUAUUUUGCUAUUUAUUUGCAGUAAAUUAUUAAUUUUCGUAUGGUAGUUUAUGACAUAGAAACUAUCACUUCAUUUUAUUGUUGAUUUAUGUAUUUUUGUAUGACAUAGUAGAUUUAAUUAAUCUGCUCUCUAUAAAGUGGUUUGUUUUAAGAGGUACAUGUGAAAAGAGUAAUAUAUAUUUUUGAGCUUGUCUGUUGUUUUUUCGUUGCUGUGUAGAAACUAACAUAACUCAAAAACUGUACAAAUAUUCCAAUGAAACUUGGUAAACAUGUUGUAAGUGUCAAUCCUUUAAUUUAUAGCAAGGCACAUAACUCUGGCUUGAAUUUUUUUUGGAGUUCUUCCCUUGUUCUUCUUGAGGAAAGAUACUCAGCAGCACUGGGGAUUGGUUUGCAACACACUUGUUGAAUUGAUGCCUUUGAUUUGCUUUUUUAUGCACAACUUGUGAAUUAGUUAUGAUAUGCAUAACCCGAUAGUUGCUUUGCCAGAGUUCAUCUGUGGCUAUUUUUAAGUUAACAAAGGGAGGUAACCCAACAACUGGUUAGCCAGAGUUCAUCUGUGGCUAUUAUUAAGUUAACAAAGGGAGGUAACCCAACAAUUGCUCAGCCAGAGUUCAUGAGUUGCUGUUUUUUCAGUUAAUAAAGGGUUGAAUUGGUUAGCAUGAGUAAUGUCACUUAAAUGUCCAUGAUCAUAUGGGAACAUGAUUACCAAACUUCAUGUUACUAUCAAAUAUUGCGUACAAGUCUUAGCUAUCAUGGAUUUUUCGCAGAAGAAUAGUGCUGACAACAAUACAGAUUAUGUAAAGCUAAACUUGUUUUUUGUUUGUUUUUUUCAUUUUGAAACAUAUGAACUUCAAAAUGUCAUGUUACGUUCCAGAUAUUUGUUUUUGAUUAUUAUUGUAAAUGAGAAUUUAUGAUUAAUCAAAUACUGGAUCUCAAUUCCUAAUACAUUAUGAUGUAUUCCUUUUUUUAAAUAUUUAGUUGUAUUUUGUGGUUAUUUGUUUUUUAAGUUGUCUAGACACUGUCUUGAUUUUAAUAUAUUGAAAAGCAGCUUUUCUGUGAGAUCCUUCGACCCAUUGAAAUCCAAAACUGUUAUGAUUUUCUUGUAUUUUACUAUUUGGUGUUUUGUUUCUUAUUGAAUCGACUACAACUCAAUGUAUAGUAGUGUUUUAAAGUAGUACUAGAAAGCGAACAGUUAUAUAUUUUGCACACCUGAGCACCUAGAAUUUAAUGGUGAGCUGUAUAGUUAUUUAACCAAGGCCAUCUGGGUCCUCCUAUUUCUAUUGCUUUUUUAUUAUUUAUUAAACUUCUGUGAAAAGGGUGACCCACUUAAUUGAGGCAUUUGUAGACCGUAUUUUUUGCAUAGUUUCUUAUUGCUUAAAAUUUCCCAGAAUUGAAAAAAAAGGUUCUAAUAAUUAAUACUCUUUCUACUACAAGUACAUAUCUACUUACUACUAAGCUUGCGCUGUUUCCAGCAGCUGUUUAGGCUUCCGUCUUAUAAAAGAGGUAGUUCUUUUGUUUGUUAUUGUUUCUAACCCUAUUGUGUCAUCCUUCUUGGGCACUCAUGAAUGCUGAUAGAGUCGAAACUCGUUGGCUCGAUAUCCCUGGGACCAGCCAAAAUAAUUUGUGCCACACGAAUAACGAGCCAAGCGGAAAUUAAAACAUAGAGUGAAAGAAGAUUGGUAUUUUAUAUCAAGUUCGAGCGAACGAGGAGAACGAGCUAAGCGAUAUCGAGCCAACGGGUUUCGACUGUAAGAUUACUUUGUUAGUGUUAUGUUUAUUUUCAACAAUGAGGCACUAAGGUUAUUGUCUUUUGAAUUUGAAUAGCCUUUUCAUAGGAAAUAGCUUUUUUGUUUUCAGAUAAAACUAAAUGAAUAGCAGUGUUCACCAAUUUUGUAUUGGCAUAAUUACUAUAUGAUUGUUGUUUUUUACGUAUGCUUUAUGUUAAGACUGUUCCAGGAAUAAAGGUCUUGGGUGGGGGAGGCAUUCUUAAAAAGGGGUUCCACCAACACGAUUAUAUAUUAUAGUGAUAACUGUAAAAGGCCUGAUGACCCUAAACACAACAUUUAUAUUCAUCUAAACACCCACUACCAACACAAUGACGUGAAAUUAUAUCGGACCACAUAUACAUAAUGUAAUAUCGAAAUAAUUGUGAAAAAUGUUAUCAUUUUGUUUGUAUAUGUAUAUGCAUACAAGCGUACUUGAACCAGCCCAAUUGCGUUCAUAUCACCGAUAAUGACAUCAAUCCCGCAAUUCAUUACUUAUAUAUUUACACCAACAGUUCAUUAUUUCAUUUAAGUAUUGUUUAAAAAACUUCAUUUAAUUUAAGAACCUUGCAGUAAUUCUUUCUCACCCAUUCUGUAAAUAGUAGACCCGACCGUAACCGGAAACAGUUAAUCAAAUGACGUCACAAUAACGCGGGGAAAAAUAAUUCACUUCAAUCUCAUUUAAACGUAAUAUUAAACACUAAUAACACCAACACAUUAAACAUAUCAUAAAUGUACACUUUCUAGCAUGUUGGUAUAAGAUUUUCGGUGCCUGCUCACAUAAUACAAACAAUAACAAGAUAAACAAUUUUCAAUAUGAUUCGCGAUCCGAACAUAUCCGAAGAUGUUGCGUUCAUCGGAUGAUAAUUACAACUGCAGUUCAUUUAAGGAAUGGAAGUUGAGGUGUAUACAUUCUCCGUUCAAAACCACAGGCAUCUGGAUCAUUGUUUGUCCAAAGAUGUUAAAUGUACAUGUCAAUGACAUCAUCUGGGCGCUUGUCGGUAAAAUGGCAGGCUGCCUACGAAAUUUAAAGAGGAUUUAAUUUGAAGACUGAUACGGUUGUUUCUUAAACUGUGGUGUUAGUCUUAUGGUGAUAUUAAGGAAUGGAAUUAAUUUAUCUGUACACUGAAACAUAAAAUAACUUCAAAUGGACUGUCAUUAGUACUGUUUAUACGGGAAAAAUUGAAGAUUUGAAUUUGCUGUACUCUUUCCGACUAAAGAAAAACACGAGAAUUGGACAUUGAAUUAUGCUUGUUUGUCUAAAGACAUUAUAGAUAUACCAACAUAUCGCACACCAUUUUAAAGGUAAUUGACUCUUCUUUCCAUGUCACUUAUUUAAAAAUGGAUUUUUUUAUGUUGGUUGAGAAAUUUGCAUAAAACUGGACUCUACCGUGAAAUCGGGUUUCUUUUUUGUAUAUGAAAGACACCAAAUAUCUUCAGAUGUGUUGUUUAUCUCAUUUUAUGUACGAACAAUGAUCCAGAUGCCUGUGUUCAAAACGGCAGGGCACUUCAUCAAGGUCACCUAAUUUUUCAAUCGGUGUUGAUAAAAUACAAUGUCGUGAAUAUUGCUUUCGAACCUGUCCGUUUGCGUUUCAAAAUAAAUUUGAAAACGAUAGAAGCUAAGUUUAUAUCCCAACGGUCGGCCUAUUUGACAUAAACACCUACAAACACAUUUAAACAGUCUUGUAGUUGAACAUAUAUUGGUACGGCAAAUAUUGGUAUUUUGGUAUUUUAACGGAUUGAAGAUGACAGUACAAAGUAUGCGAUAUACAUGUACGUGACAUUAAAUCAUCAAACAAGAAGUCUGAAAAUCUGGACUUAUGUCUCAUGUCGGUUGUUGGCAGUAUUUCUAAUUUAAAUUGUGUUCGAAAUGUGGUUUACGCGUAGCAUCAUCGCUCUGGUGUACGAGAAUUCAUUCCCAGCCUAGGCCUUAUUUCCUGGAACAGCCCUCGUGUUAAAUUAUGUCACAAAUCAAAAUGUAAGACAGUUUCAUGAUAAAUGUAUGACAAACUA
Mya arenaria is the source of this 10689-nucleotide messenger RNA. Its product is annotated as lipid scramblase CLPTM1L-like. NCBI's taxonomy places the organism in Eukaryota, Metazoa, Mollusca, Bivalvia, Myida, Myidae. The record is from RefSeq and is a predicted model, not a curated record. The transcript has 15 exons. Gene Ontology annotation, cellular component: membrane; endomembrane system. The coding region runs from base 254 to 1849 and encodes 531 amino acids.